AUGAUCAAGGAGGAGUAUGAGAAGUAUUUGAAUGAAUCAUCGAAAGGAAGUUCAUCUUCACAAGAGUUGAGUAUUCCUGUCAAACAAUGGAAAUCUCUUCCAAAGGCAAAGGUUAUCGAGAAACAAGCUGAGAAGCAAAAGGAAAAAUUUAAUGAAGAUUUUAAACCAACGAAUAAUUACUUUUCUAAUUGUGCCAUUGAUGCCGAAAUUAAUCUUGAUGAUAAUCACGUGCCAGAAGCGUCGAAACAUUCGGAUGAUUCCACACUUACACAGGAUAACAAUGAUUUGAUGAAUGAUCAAGUUGAAGGGGAGCCUAAUUUUGAGGGGGAAAGAGAAAGAAUGGAUGUUGAUGUUAAGGGGGAGCAUCAAAAUAUUAUUCCAAUUGUUGUGGGGGAGGAAGUUGGAAAUAAUACAAAUGUUUCAAAUGAUCAAACUGAUGCUUUUCAUGAUAUUAAUGAGAAUAUUUCAAAUGCAGGUGAAGGAUCUGAAACUGAAGAAAUGUUCGAAGAUUCAUCAUUAGACUUUGAUCCUGCAUAUCCUCCAAUGGAUAGAUGGAUUAAAAGUCAUCCAAAAGAACAAGUUUUAGGUGAUCCACAUGAAGGAGUGCUUACAAGAGCUCAAUUACAUGCAAAGAAUGAGAAGAGGCAUGAUAAAGACAUAGCCAAGCACAUUUCUACGAAACAAAAGAAAAACAAGAAGCAAAGGAAGUUGGUAUUGCAUGAAGAUUCUACUGAUGAAGAGGUGGUUCCUGAAACACCAAUCACUGAGAAAUUGGGUCAUAAUUCACCGGUGAGGGAUUCUCCAUCUCAAUCAAUUUUCGAGGAGACUAGAAAUCUUUAUGGCAAUAUGGAAACAUCGAUAGUGGACACAACCAUUAAUCACGGUGAACAACCAAAGCAAUCAACUCCUGAGCAGACACCGAUCAUACCACCCGAAGUUUCGAAUACUGAGUUAUUUAAGGAGGAGGUGUGA
Lactuca saligna is the source of this 972-nucleotide messenger RNA. Lineage: Eukaryota; Viridiplantae; Streptophyta; Magnoliopsida; Asterales; Asteraceae. The record is from the annotation of a GenBank genome assembly.